UUUGCUUCCCACACUACUCACCUACUAUUUCUUUCUUUACUCAAUUUUUGUAACAAUGGAAAUGGUAGGCAAAAUUGCAUGCUUUGUUAUUUUGUGCAUGGUGGUGGUUGCACCCCAUGCAGAGGCACUAACCUGCGGCCAGGUUACAUCUGGCGUGGCUCCUUGCCUCCCUUAUCUUACGGGCCGUGGCCCUCUAGGAGGCUGUUGUGGCGGAAUCAAGGGUCUAUUGGCUGCAGCCAAGACCCCAGCAGACCGAAAAACAGCAUGCACUUGCCUAAAAUCAGCCGCUAGUUCUAUCAAGGGAAUUGAUGCGGGCAAAGCCGCUGGUCUCCCUAGAGCUUGUGGCGUAAACAUCCCUUACAAGAUUAGUCCCUCCACUGACUGCUCCAAGGUCCAGUAAGGUUGAUAAAACCUGAAUUUUCCAAAGGCAUAAUUUGGUAGUAGACUUGAAGAGAAGAAUAAGAUGAAUAUAUCCAUCGAGUUUGAUUCAUCACAAUAUAUGUUGCGUUGUCUCUUUCUUUUGUAUUUGUGUCUGUUGGAGUACUUAAUUACAUGAAUACUCCAGUCUUGUAAUGAACCUUGGUGGUUCGAUAAUUAAUGAUACAUGAUAUUCUACUA
Molecule: messenger RNA, 618 nt
Organism: Solanum dulcamara
Lineage: Eukaryota; Viridiplantae; Streptophyta; Magnoliopsida; Solanales; Solanaceae
Product: non-specific lipid-transfer protein 2
Exons: 2
Coding region: 56-400 (114 amino acids)
Biological process (GO): lipid transport
Cellular component (GO): membrane
Molecular function (GO): lipid binding
Source: RefSeq, a predicted model, not a curated record